Molecule: messenger RNA, 1698 nt
Organism: Neodiprion virginianus
Lineage: Eukaryota; Metazoa; Arthropoda; Insecta; Hymenoptera; Diprionidae
Product: piggyBac transposable element-derived protein 4-like
Exons: 1
Coding region: 1-1698 (565 amino acids)
Source: RefSeq, a predicted model, not a curated record
AUGGAUGACGCGGAAAUAGUCCGAAUGGUUGACCAGUUGAAUCUAGCACAUAGUGACGAGGAAGAAAUCGUGGCACCAAGAAGUCGGCAUCCACGUAAGAUCUACAGUGAUAGUGAAGCGAGCGAUGAUAGCGAAUCAGAAUUAGAGGGAAACGAUACCGAGGAAGAGCUGAGAGAUUUCCGUGAAGUUACCGUGGCCAACGACAGCGAAUAUAAUCCUCGCCCACAAUUUAUGGAGAUUGCUGGGCCUAAACAUAUGCCAGCAAGAAAUUCCAUGCCGAGAGCGUAUUUUGAUCUUUUUUUUACGGAAGAAUUUUUGAGCUUAUUGAGAAAUGAGACGAAUCGAUAUGCCAGGCAGUUCCUCAAUAGAAUCAAUGUUCCCUCAGGAUCCAGAACAACAGAGUGGAAGGCAACCACAGUUUCAGAAGUAAGGGCUUUUAUUGCUGUGCUCUUGGAAAUGGGUAUAACACGUAGACCGACACUUUUCAGUUAUUGGUCAACAAACCACAGACAAAUCCCAUGGUUUGGCCAAAUGUUCAGUCGCAACAGAUUUCAAUUAGUUUGUAGGUUUUUCCACGUAGUAGACAAUGAAAAAUUACCAGCACGUGAUAAUCCAGAAUAUGACCCUACAGCGAAAUUUCAACCAGUCGUUAUCCAUGCAAACAAUAAGUUCAAAUUUCAUUAUUCGCCUAACCAACAUCUGAGUAUUGACGAAUCAUUAGUCGGCUCGAAGUGUAGAACGUCGUUGAUUCAAUAUCUGCCAAAUAAAAAGCAUCACAGGUGGGGUAUCAAGUUUUGGAUGUUGACUGAUGCAGUUACCCAUUACUGCUUAUCGUUCUUCUGCUAUAGAGGAGCUAGGGAUCAAACCGAUAAAGAAGAAAUAAAGAAGAAUGGUCUUGGCCACGUCGUGAUUCAUAAAUUAUUGAAUAUGGGCAGUUAUUUUAUGAAAGGCUAUCACGUGGUAGCAGACAACUUUUUUACAAGCAUUCCCUUAGCAAGAGCACUGUUUGAAAAAGGGACAUAUCUGACUGGCACAAUCCGCAGCAACAGGAAAUAUAUUCCAUCAUUUAUGAAGACUAAAUUGCAAGAGGGCGCAUCUAAGUACGCCCGAAAUAAUGAAGUCUUACUAUUAGCGUACCGGGAAAAAAAGUCGCAGAAGAAAAAUGUUUUACUGAUGUCCACAUUUGAGAAGGCUCAGAACAAAACGACUACAAUCAGGAAAAGGAAUGCACAAAUACAGGUCGAAAAACCAGCAAUCGUAGCUGAAUAUAACAAACACAUGGGAGGCGUAGACACGUCAGACAUGAUGCUAUAUUCAUACUUAGAUGAAAGAAGAGCCAUCAAAUAUUGGAAAAAAGUAGUUUUCUCCAUUUUCUCCCGAAUGGUGUUGAAUGCCUACAUAUUAUAUCGGCACAAUACAGACGGCAAAACCAAAACAAGACUGGAAUUCAUUACUGAUGUUAUCCAGUCGAUAACCACUGAAUGGUUGGCACUAAAGAGGAUAGCACACGACACACCAUUAGCGGAAACUUCAACAAAUGUGCCCCGCAUAGGUGUACGGAAACUGCCUGAAAAACUGGAAAGGGUUUGCGUGGUGUGCAGCAGAAAGGAUGGUGGCCCAAAGAGAAAAUCACGCACAGUUUGCAAUAAGUGCAACAAAGGAUUGCAUGGAGUGUGCAUUAGUAGCCACGAAUGCUAA